AUGGAGCCAUACGACCAACCUCCGCCCUAUGAGGCCGUGCCUUCAAACCCGUGGGAAGGCCAAGAGACUGCUGUCAAAGGUCGGUGGACCCUUCCGUCGCAUUUUUCCGUCGGAGGGCAUUCUGACCAGCCCCAUAUAGACGACGGUCGCGUCGUGGUGGAUGCAAAUUCCCGGCUUUGCAGAACCAUUUCCAAGCUUAUCCCACGUGUACGAGAAGAACAGCACCUGCCACCACCACCCGGGUAUUGGGAGAACAUCAAACCCCCACACCGUCUCAACAUCGUUAUCCAAAUCGUCGGUAGCCGGGGCGAUGUGCAGCCAUUCAUUGCAUUGGGAACGGCCCUACAGCAAUGCGGCCACCGCGUACGAAUUGCCACACAUCAAGUCUUUCAGAACUUCGUCCACGAUUCUGGCUUAGAGUUCUACCCCAUCGGCGGUGACCCUAGCCAACUGAUGGCGUAUAUGGUCAAGAACCCUGGUUUGAUCCCCCGGAUGAGCAGUGUACGCGCAGGCGAGAUCGCAAAGAAGCAGCAGAUGAUGGCUGAUAUUCUUCGUGGCUGCUGGCAGUCAUGUGUUGCUGUUGACCCUGUGUCUCAAGCCCCGUUUGUUGCGGACGCUAUCAUUGCCAAUCCCCCGAGCUUUGCUCAUGUCCAUUGUGCGCAGGCUCUUGGAAUCCCGCUCCAUUUGAUGUUCACAAUGCCCUGGAGUGCUACGCGCGCGUUUCCACAUCCGUUGGCGAAUUUGAAGAAUGUUUCGCCGGACCAGGACUGGAUCAAUCAUGUUUCUUUUGGUGUGGUGGACUGGUUAUCAUGGCAGGGGUUAGGUGAAGUGAUCAACGAAUGGCGAAAAAGCGACCUGAGUUUGGAGCCGAUUGCCAUGUCCGAAGGUCCAUUCCUCCUCCAGACUCUCAAGGUGCCCUAUACAUACUGUUGGUCACCCGCCCUGGUGCCAAAGCCCGACGACUGGCCGGCAAACCUAGAGGUCUGCGGCUUCUUCUUCCGCGACGCACCAGACUACAAGCCCGAUGCAGCCCUUGCAUCCUUCCUCAGCUCAGGCCCUCCACCUAUCUACAUCGGGUUCGGAAGCAUCGUUCUAGAAGAUUCAGAGAAAAUGACCCGAAUGUUCGUGGAAGCGAUUCAGCAAACAGGCGUCCGGGCACUGAUCUCCCGGGGGUGGAGUAAACUCGGCGGAAUCGAGUGCGAGAAUAUCAUGUAUCUCGAUGACUGUCCCCAUGAAUGGCUUUUCCAGCGCGUUAGCGCUGUCAUUCACCACGGGGGAGCAGGGACUACGGCCUGUGGGCUGCGCUAUGGCAAGCCAACAUUUAUCGUGCCGUUUUUUGGCGAUCAACCAUUCUGGGGCCAAAUGGUAGCCGCCAAUGGCGCAGGUCCAAGCCCGAUACCACACGAGCUUCUCUCCGCACAGAAACUCGCCGAAUCAAUCCUCUACUGCAUUAGUCCCACCGCUAUCGAAGCGGCAGGACGUAUCUCCGCCAGAAUGCAACACGAAUCAGGAGUCCAAGCCGCCGUUGCCUCGUUCCAUCGAAAUCUCCCUGAAGAUCUCAAGAAAUGCGGAAUUCUGCCAGAGUUCUCGGCCUCCUGGGUCGUCAAGAAGGGGAAGAAGCGGUAUCAUCUGUCAAAGGUAGCUGCGGAGAUUCUGCUCGAUCAUAUGAAGAUUGCUAGGGAUAAGAUGCAGCCAUAUCAACCCAAACCCAUCAUCAUCGAGAACGAGCGCUGGGAUCCAAUCACAGGUGUCUCAUCCGCUGGACUCGGCUGGACGGUAGACAUGCUCAAAGCAUCAGGGGAUAUAGUCUACCAGCCAUACAAAUCAACAAAUCGCGAAGCCCCACUCUCAACUACCGAAACACAACUCCAUCCUACCACCGAUCCCCAAAUCCGCAAAGCAAAAUCCAUGACCGACAUGACCCUCACCAAGACAGACGAACCUAUCAAAAAACACAAAGCAACCGCCAUGGCCUCCGCAUCUGCAAAAGCCUCAGGCAAGCUACUAGGAAAAUACGUCUCCGGGGCAAUGGUCGAUAUCCCGUUAGCAGCUGCGGAAGGGUUCCGAGUACUUCCUGGGCUAUAUGGUGAUAAGGUCCAUGAUUAUGGUCACGUCAAGGAUUGGAAGACGGGUAUUAUUGCUGGAGCAAAGUGUUUUGCUCUCGGUAUGGGUGAAAGCGUCACGGAUAUCUUUUAUCAGCCGUAUAAAGGUGCCAAAGAUAAUGGUGCGGUGGGGUUUGCGACGGGAAUGUUGAAAGGAACGUUUGGGGUCGUGGGGAAGGUGACGCAUGCUUCCUUGGGACUGGUUGCGUAUCCUGGUCAGGGUAUAAAACGGACUAUUCGCUCUUCGUUCCGGAAUAAGCGGCAGAAGCAGAUUGUUACGGCUCUGCAUGCUGAUGGGGUGAGUAUGCUUCAUGGGGAGAGACGGCGCGGGAUGAAGGAUGCGUUGGUUCUUGAUGCGUUUGGUCGAUUGAUGCAGAGGAAUGAUGAUGUUGAUGAUAGCGAUGAUUAUAUGUAA
Molecule: messenger RNA, 2517 nt
Organism: Aspergillus sclerotioniger CBS 115572
Lineage: Eukaryota; Fungi; Ascomycota; Eurotiomycetes; Eurotiales; Aspergillaceae
Product: UDP-Glycosyltransferase/glycogen phosphorylase
Exons: 7
Coding region: 1-2517 (838 amino acids)
Biological process (GO): carbohydrate metabolic process
Molecular function (GO): UDP-glycosyltransferase activity; hexosyltransferase activity
Source: RefSeq, a predicted model, not a curated record